This is a messenger RNA of Physella acuta, 1255 nucleotides long. Its product is annotated as palmitoyltransferase ZDHHC15. Gene Ontology annotation, molecular function: palmitoyltransferase activity. Lineage: Eukaryota; Metazoa; Mollusca; Gastropoda; Physidae. The record is from RefSeq and is a predicted model, not a curated record.
ACUCCAAGUUCCGCAGAAGAUCCGUCAGCUUUGAAGAUGAGAUGAGAUCCCCUACAGACUUGGUGAGCCCCCUACAUGACACUGGCAAGGAUUCUGUCUUGGGCGCCAGUUGUUGGAAUCAUUAUCCUCGCCUGCUGGGUCUACUACGUCUACGUGAUCGUCCUCUGUCUGCUCACUAUCGAGUACCUGAGUGAGAAGCUCGCCUACCUGUUUUUCUUUCACCCCAUCUUCUUCAUGGCUCUCUGGAGCUUCUACAGGAGUGUCACGACCAAACCCCUCCAGCCCCCACUUCAGUACGCGCUGGACGAGGCUGAAUGGACCCGCCUCACCCACAAUUACAACUGGAAACAUGAGACGAAGGAGGUCAUUGAACUCCGAAUUAAGCUUGGCUUAAAGACAACCCCAGUAGAUUCAGGUUACGGCCUACCCUCCUACUGCCACACGUGCAAGAACCUGAAGCCAGACCGCUGCCACCACUGCUCCAGAUGCCGGACCUGCGUGCUGAAGAUGGACCACCACUGCCCUUGGAUCAACAACUGCGUCGGUUACCAUAACUACAAGUACUUCCUCCUCUUCCUAGCCUACGUCAUGACACACAUUCUCUUCGUCUGCCUGACGUCAUUCCGUUUUAUCGUGGACACGUGCAUCAUGCUGCACGAGAAAGGUCUGGAGGCCGCACGUGACAUCAACCGUCUGCAGGUCUUCGCCAUGUUCUUCUUCUACGCGGCGGUGGGCCUGACCCUGAGUCCGCUCAUCAAGCUCCACCGUGACCUGCUCUACACCAACGUCACCACCCUGGAGAGCAGCCGGCCCGUGGGGCUGGUGGGGACUGUCCCCAACUACGAGACCUUUGACCUCGGCUGGAAAGAGAACUUGAAUCAGGUGUUUGGGGACAGGAAGUGGCUCAAGUUGCUACCCAUCUUCUCCAGUAAAGGGGACGGCCUGAGCUUCCCCAUCUUUAUGUGCACAGAAGUCACAGACAAGGAGUCGGUCAACAAACAGAGCAAUCCCGUGUGAAGGUCAAUUCACAAGGUCAAUCCUAGAAUACUUGGAUCACGAAAUUUUUCUUGUUUCUUAUUGCCAUAAACCAUGAUCAUAAACAUGCUGUUAAAAUUGUUUAUUUAUUGUCUGCUAAGGGGAGGUAAUAAUAAAAAAAACUUCUUAGAAUCGUUAUUUUUUAAAUUACCUCCCCUUAAUUUGAUGUUAUUUGUUAAAAGUUAAAAAAACAAAAUAACAAGCUCUUAAAAUGUACGUA